Molecule: messenger RNA, 538 nt
Organism: Homalodisca vitripennis (glassy-winged sharpshooter)
Lineage: Eukaryota; Metazoa; Arthropoda; Insecta; Hemiptera; Cicadellidae
Exons: 4
Coding region: 82-429 (115 amino acids)
Source: RefSeq, a predicted model, not a curated record
UUAGGGAAUAUUUUUGUCUAGUUAGAAGAAGACAAACCAUGGGUGCAUAUUUACACUACAAGAGGCACUUAUGGAGAAGAUAUGAAACAUGUUACACUGGACAAUAAGGAAAUAGUUGUGUAUAACAAGGAAGGAAAAAAAUCUGUGAAAACGUUCAACUGGAUUGAAAAUGAAGGAGUACUCUCAGAUGGCAAUAUAAGGUGCUAUGUACACUCCUUAGAUGCUUUUGCGUAUGCCUACUACAUCUGUGACAUUGAAGGUCCGGCCGGACCUCCUCAGGGAGGAGUCACUAUCGCGUUUGGACCUCCAGGAGGUUUGCCCAAUGAAACUCUUUAUACAGCCUCAGUUAUGAAGAAAGACAUGAAGAAAAUGAAGAUUAAUGUGAACAUUAAAUGUGAUAUCAAUAUCCCUGGUGAUAGAUGGUGCUAAAAAUAUAAAUAAGUGUUUUGCUUAUAAUAUUCGCCAAAUAAUUGUUUCCAGAAUUAACUGUACAGUUGUAUAAGGUAUUCUUAAAUUCAAUUUGUAAAUAACUAUAUAU